Molecule: messenger RNA, 2832 nt
Organism: Diprion similis
Lineage: Eukaryota; Metazoa; Arthropoda; Insecta; Hymenoptera; Diprionidae
Product: solute carrier family 2, facilitated glucose transporter member 10-like
Exons: 6
Coding region: 215-1951 (578 amino acids)
Biological process (GO): transmembrane transport
Cellular component (GO): membrane
Molecular function (GO): transmembrane transporter activity
Source: RefSeq, a predicted model, not a curated record
UUUACAUUUUCACCCACCUUUGACAGCUGUCAAAGACUCAUUUUUUUCGCUCGAGGUCUUGCAAAUGGCCGCCAACGAUUAGCCAAGCUUCGACUCAAAUGUCAAAAAAUGUUGUAAACAAAACCGAUUGCUCGAAGCUUUGUAUAAUCUGCUCUCAGUAAAAACUCGCUAAUUGCACAUCGAUAAGUGUAGACUUAAUUUGAGAAGCGAAAAAAUGAGUGACGACGAGGACACAGCAAUAUUGCUGAAUGGUGGGAACCAAGCGGCCGAUGUACCAGAAAAUAAGCCAGUGGUUGACGAUUAUCAGUGUAUUCCAGUGAAAAAUCUAAGAAAACCAAUUCCAAAACAAAAGGACAAUCUAACACCUUUGACGUCAAGGAAUCAAGACCUUCUUGUAUCAAUCGUUGCCUUUUGGGCCGGUACAUCCUUUGGCUAUGACAUGGGUAUAGCCAAGCCCACAGCAUCUGCGAUCAAAGAUGAAUUCAACUUAAGUUGUUUUGAGCAGGAGACUGUAGUUAACGUCUGGUUCGUUGGGGCACUUCUUGGUGCUCUGUCCGGGGGUAUCUUGAUAGACAGUUUUGGCCGGCGUUGGACAAUGAUUCUCACUCUAGCACUUUUAACGUUUGGUUCCCUGCUAUCCGCAUUGUCCAAUCAUUACACUCUUCUAUUAUGUGCUCGCAUAAUAUGUGGGUAUACAGGGACUGCUUCAGCCAUUGCACAAUGUAUUUACAUGUCAGAAGUAUCAGAAUCUAAUAAACGUGGUUACAACAUUACGUUACAUCAAUUUGGCACUGCGGCUGGUUUGUUACUUUCCGUAAUAGCAGGUGCAAAUAAGAGCACCAAUUAUCAAUGGAGAAUCGCGAUGGGCGUAACAGCUGUACCUGCAUUGGUGACGUGUGCUAUCAUCAUCAUCUUCUUGCAUAGAUCUCCACCGUUUUUAUUGCUACAACGUAAUCAACAUGUAGCGAGAAAAACGGUAAAAAAUCCGUGGAACAAUGUUUUGGAGAUGUUUUUCAUUAUGGCAGUUAUGUUGAUUCUCCAACAAGGAACUGGUAGACGCCAGGUCUUGUUUUAUGCGCCUAGACUAUUUGCAUUGCUGGGAAUUUGCUCCAAUGUAGCACAGACAACUGCACUGGUAGCUCUUGGGAUCGUGAAAGUAUUUAGUACCAUACUUUCAUUGGUCGUUGUGGAAAGAUGCGGUCGUCGGACUGCUCUAAUAACAUCUGCGACUAUCUGCAUGACGGCUGUAUCGCUGUUGUCAUUGCUUGCAACAUUUGAUAGAGGCGACGAUACUUUAGACAGUAUGAACUCCAACUGUAUCAACACAAUCAAUGUUAACAUGGGUAACGACAAUUUGAGGACUGGAAAUGGUAUUCCUAUGGGAUCGCCACCACCAUUCCCUCUUUUGCCAACACCAUUAGCUAUGAUUGCCCCCAGUCCAGAAACUUGGACCCAAGUGAAAGCGUCUUGUGAGACUCAAAAUAUAGUUACAUCUGAAGGGCUGAAUGGUGGAUUACGUAUAUUGGCAGUCAUAACUCUCUUGGUUUAUGAGGCAGCUUAUGCGCUGGGGCUUGGUCCAGUACCAUUCUUGACACUUAGUGAAGUCUUCCCAGCAACGGUACGAGGGAAGUGUGUUAGCUUUUCAAUAGUCAUUCUAUGGAUUGCGAAUAUUGUUGCUACAGAAUUGGUUACAAAAAUGAUAAAAUCGAUGACUUUGGCAGGUUCUUAUUUAUUGUACAGUUUUAUGUGUCUCGUCACCAUAUUCUACGUUUUCUUGUUAAUACCGGAGACAAAAGGAAAGUCAUUGCAUCAGAUUGCGCAAGAGUUACGUAAAAUGUCUCUCUCAACUCGUGUUUGCAAUAAUCUACGUAGUCUACCUAUUGUCUGUCAUAUCGAUUGGAUAAAAAAGUACAGUGAGAAAACUGUUAAUGGACAAAGUACACUUAUUUGAGAGUAACUAAGGCUGGUUCAUCAUGACGUAGAGUUGAAGCUGUUGCAACAGAUAUUACUAAUGAAAUGGACGCAUUGAAUGUAAUUAAUGAUGACAUCAGUUUCAAUUGAUACACGCAUAAUCUUUCAACAUUAAACAAAUGAAAGUCGAAUACAUUUUUCAAAUACUAGUUGAUAAAAUAUUCUUAUCACAAAGAUUUACCAGUGCAAUAUACUCUGGUUUCUUCUGUUGAAGUGUAUUUCAUAAAAAUAUUAUUUCAUUCAAUCAUUAUCAUAGCGGUCUAAUGUGGCGUAUGCAUUUAAUGACAACGAAUUGCUGAUAAUUUGCUGCAGAACGAUUACGUGUAGAGAUUCAUAUUUUUUCCCCUCUGAAAAUUUAAAUUCAAACUAAGAUAUGAUGAGAUGUGCAAAUAAAUAAAAAUAAUCGAAGUCAAGGAUAAAAUAUCAGACGCUAGCUAGAGGUCCGCAAUCGAAACAAAUAUUUAUUCAUUGAUUUAUGUUCACAAAGCUAAUUAUUUAUUUUUGUUUUUUCGUCAUAAUCAGCUAUACCGUUUAACAACGAAGUACUCAUAAGAAUUAUACAGUUUUUAUUUCUUUCUACUCGAAAGUCGUGCACACAUUACUUCCAUCGAAAGUAUUUUGUAGAUAUUUGUAUUAUCAACGUUACUUCACUUUAUGUGUAAUGAAAUAAGUAUAGAUCCCAGCGAAUUAACGUAAUAUUUGUAUAGUGAGUAAUACAGUAGGUGAAAUAUUGUGGGACUGUGAUUAACGUUAAGAUAUUAUACAUAAAAUUGACUAGUUGCAGUGAUAAAGUUUAUUCCUUCAAAAUAAACCCAUCACGAAUGUAUUUGUUAACCGACUGGACUCAGUUUUUCGCACUUU